Teleopsis dalmanni is the source of this 1806-nucleotide messenger RNA. RefSeq names its product cytochrome P450 4d8-like. Lineage: Eukaryota; Metazoa; Arthropoda; Insecta; Diptera; Diopsidae. The record is from RefSeq and is a predicted model, not a curated record. The coding region runs from base 27 to 1556 and encodes 509 amino acids. Gene Ontology annotation, molecular function: oxidoreductase activity, acting on paired donors, with incorporation or reduction of molecular oxygen; iron ion binding; monooxygenase activity. The transcript is spliced from 5 exons.
UUUAAGUGCAUAAUCGGUUCGGAAAAAUGUUCUUAAUAACCUUCAUUGUUUUGCUUUUUGUAACUUUGCUUAUAAGUUAUGUUUCAAACAGGAAGAGAAGACAAUUAGUAAAAAACAUAUCCGGUCCGUUCAAUGUACCGGGAAUAGGUUCAAUUUCUAUGUUUAUUAAAAUAAACCCAAAAAAUUUCUUCAAGGUUUCUAAGGAAUUUCAUGAUAAAUUUGGUAAAAUUAUAUGUGCGUGGGCGUUUAAUAGGCUGGUUAUUGUGAGUUCAGAUUUAGAAUUGAAUGAGCAAAUUUUUGCCAGUAAUCAACAUAUAAGCAAACAGCGUAACUAUAGCAUAUUACAUCAAUGGUUAGGAACAGGUCUUCUUAUGAGCGAUGGCAAAAAAUGGUUUUCAAGACGUAAAAUUAUAACUCCUGCAUUUCAUUUCAAGAUUCUAGAAGAAUUUGUUGAUGUUUUCGAUCAACAGAGCAAUAUACUUUUGGAGCGUUUAACUGAGAAGGCAGAUGGUAAAACAGAGUUUGAUGUAUAUCCGUUCAUAUGCUUGGCUGCACUGGAUAUUAUUGCAGAAACUGCAAUGGGUACUAAAGUAAACGCACAAACGAAUUCUGGAUCAGAAUAUGCAUCUGCAGUCAACGAAGUAACGAAACUUAUGUCUUGGCGUUUUAUGAAAAUCACAUUCCAAAAUGAAUUUCUAUUUACUUUGUUAUGUCCAUUACUCAAAUUACGUCAGAUGAAAUUGAUUAAAAUCAUGCAUGCCUUCACUAUUGGUGUUAUUGAGGAACGCAGACGUAAUUUAGAAGGUAGUCUAACAAAACAAACAAAGACUAAUAUUGAAAGCACAGAAGAGGAACCACUUGGUAAAAAAAAACGUAACGCUCUAUUAGAUGUUCUGCUUCAGUCUACAAUUGACGGAAAACCUCUAACCAAUGAGAAUAUACGUGAAGAAGUAGAUACAUUUAUGUUCGAAGGACACGACACAACUACAUCCGCUAUUGGAUUUGCUUUACACUUAAUAGCUCGUCAUCCGCAUGUACAGCAAAAAAUGUUAGAUGAAGUUCUGCAGGUCCUUGGUAAUAAAUAUGACGAACCAAUAACACAGCGACAUUUGAAUGAUUUAAAAUACACUGAAUAUGUUAUUAAGGAAUCACUACGUAUGUAUCCUUCUGUACCAAUGAUUGGCAGAGAAAUCAAGGAGGACUUUAAAUAUACGCACUCCAAACGUGGCGAUGGUGUUAUUCCUGCCGGUACAGAAUUAUUCAUCGCUAUCUAUGGCAUUCUGCAUGACCCAGAAAACUUUGAAAAUCCAAGUGAAUUUAUACCGGAACGACAUGAAAAUAGUUCAGUUAAUUCUGCCUUUUCAAUGGUUCCUUUCAGCGCUGGACCAAGAAAUUGUAUUGGACAAAAAUUUGCAAUGCUUGAAAUGAAAAUGAUUCUAGCAAAAAUCGUACGUUCAUUCGAGUUGUUACCUUUAGGCCAAGUUGUGGAGCCAGAACUUAAUAUUGUUAUGCGUUCAUCAACUGGAUUUCAAAUUGGACUAAAGAAGAGAACUUAAAACAAGGAGUAAAAGUAAUUACUUAAUAUCGAGAAUUUAAUUUAAUGGUGAUUUACACAUAUAUCAUGAGGAAAUAGAGUAAUCAAUGUAAUACAGAUGUAUAAAAUAUAUUUUUUAAUUAUCAUUAAUUAGUUUCACAUAUAAAUAAAGCAUAACAUUCAUAUCCCAUUUAAAUCAGUUUGUAUAUAGUAAUGUGUAUAUAGAGUUUAUUUUAAGUUUAAUAUGAAACAGAAUCUAUGUAUAUUAUUUA